CGGUCGAUGGGAGACCACCCGUCGUUUGUGGGUCGUCAGAAGAGUACGAAUGUUAUGCUAAAAUUCAGGGAAAGCAAUACUGAAAUAUGUUGUCUUCACUAAGUAGAGCUGUAGUAAGGGCUUCAAAGCCUAUGGCCAAAGUGUUUUCAAGUACCUUUCCUCAUUUUAGCAACAGCAUGUCAAGUUUAUGCACAGAACUGCUCCAAUAGCAUCAGAUCAUUUGUUUGUGCACCGGGAUACACCAGAAAAUAAUUCAGAUACCAAAUUUGAAUUCUCUAGUGAAAAUUUAAAGCGUCUUAAUGACAUCAUGGCCAACUACCCAGAGGGUCACAAAGCAGCGGCUGUCAUCCCAGCUUUAGACUUAGCCCAGAGGCAGCAUGGUUGGUUACCCAUCUCAGCUAUGCAUAAGGUUGCCGAGAUACUCAAUAUGCCCAAGAUGAGAGUAUAUGAAGUAGCUACAUUCUACACAAUGUUUAACAGAGAACCUAUCGGCAAGUUCCACGUCCAGGUUUGCACCACGACACCGUGUAUGCUGUGCAACGCUAGAGAAAUUUUAAAAGCAAUUGAAGACAAUUUGAAAAUUAAGUGUGGUGAAACUACUAAGGACAAGAUGUUUACUUUGACGGAAGUUGAGUGUCUGGGUGCGUGUGUAAAUGCCCCUAUGGUGCAGAUAAACGACAACUAUUAUGAGGACCUGAAAGUUAGUGAUAUUAAUGAAAUCUUAGAUGAUUUGAAGGCAGGAAAAUCCCCUAAGCCAGGCCCAAGGAGUGGUCGCUUUGCCUGUGAACCAAUCAAUGGACUAACAUCCUUAACAGAACCACCUAAAGGACCGGGAUUUGGUGUUCGUGAAGACCUAUGACCUACACAUUGAUAGAUUUAACUUAAAUAUUGAUAAAACCUCUGUUAUAUAAUUUAAUAACUACUGUAACCAGUAGCUUUUACAGUUUGUUGAAGUGUUGCUACUAAUAUGUAUAUACAUAUAUAUAUAUACAUACAUAUAUAUAUAUAUAUAUAUAUA
This is a messenger RNA of Anneissia japonica, 1018 nucleotides long. Its product is annotated as NADH dehydrogenase [ubiquinone] flavoprotein 2, mitochondrial-like. The record is from RefSeq and is a predicted model, not a curated record. Bases 188 to 859 code for a protein of 223 amino acids. The transcript has 7 exons. Gene Ontology annotation, molecular function: NADH dehydrogenase activity. Gene Ontology annotation, biological process: mitochondrial electron transport, NADH to ubiquinone. Lineage: Eukaryota; Metazoa; Echinodermata; Crinoidea; Comatulida; Comatulidae.